Molecule: messenger RNA, 1904 nt
Organism: Drosophila obscura
Lineage: Eukaryota; Metazoa; Arthropoda; Insecta; Diptera; Drosophilidae
Product: MTOR-associated protein MEAK7
Exons: 7
Coding region: 96-1445 (449 amino acids)
Source: RefSeq, a predicted model, not a curated record
UUGCUUUCGUUGUUUUCGUUCCCUUUCCAAGAUCGCCGACGCAAUACGCAAGCAGCUGCCACACGAAUUAAUUUGCUAACUGAAUCGCCUUCGCCAUGGGUAAUGCGAGCGGUAAACGGGAGUCGGACAACAUGUUCACCUCCGAGGAGAUGCGGAUGCUGGAGUACGCUUACAAGAAUGCAUCUGGCGGAGCUCUGGAAAAGUUGACAUCAGACCGACUUGUUGAAACAUGGUCUCAGACCAUCGAACGAUCAUUGGCCGAGAGUACGGCUCAGUUUUUGUUUGUUCCAACGAAGCCCGGCCAGCAAACCGUCAAUAUACCGCUGAAAAAGUUCGCCGAACCCUACUACAUCAUGGAGCGCGGCACCAUGGAUCAGAAAAUGCACAUGUUGUUAUGCUCGCUGCGACGCAAUGGAUCCGACACCUUCAGUGUCAAGCAAUUGGAGCAGUAUUUAUUCUCCGUCAUAAAGAGCUACGUGCAUUUGGAGACCACUGCAAAGGGUUCCAGCAUCAAGGACUGGCAGGAGCUGGGCUUCCUUACCACAGAGCGUUCGGUUUGCUCUCUGGCCAGGGGUCUGAUGAGGAAUAUGGGCAAGGAGCUCGAGCAUAGUAUGCACAGUAAAGCACUGGAACGUUGGCUGCAUGUCACGCCGCAGUUCCUGCUGAUGUGGCGCGAGGUUUUCGUUCAACUGUAUUCCCGUCAUGGCGGCAGCAAGCGUCAUAUUAUCAAGGAAGUGGAAAUUCCUAUCCUUCCAGAGCUGUGUGAUGCCCCCAGCCACAGUCAGUAUCGCCCAAUUAUCGAACUGCCGCACGUCUUGUACAUUAACGCUCAAUUAACCCGCGAGCUGCGCCACAAAUGGCGUUUCCUUUUCUCAUCGAAAAUCCAUGGCGAGAGCUUUUCCACCAUGCUGGGUAAAAUCGUGGAACAGGGACCCACGUUAUUUUUCAUCGAAGACGAGGAUCAAUACAUCUUUGGCGGCUAUGCCUCCCAAUCUUGGUCUCUGAAGCCACAAUUCUGCGGCGAUGAUAGCUCAUUGCUUUUUACGCUAAGCCCCGCCAUGCGGUGCUUUUCGGCCACUGGCUAUAACGAUCAUUAUCAGUAUCUGAAUUUGAAUCAGCAGACAAUGCCCAAUGGCCUGGGUAUGGGUGGGCAGUUUGAGUUCUGGGGUCUGUGGAUUGACUGCAUGUUUGGCGAUGGACAAAGUGUGGAAACCUGUUCCACAUAUCGAGACUAUGUGCAGUUGAGCAAACGAAAGCAGUUCAAAAUACGCAAUAUGGAGGUCUGGGCCGUGGGCGAUUUACCCGUCAAAGGCGAAGAUGAGGAAGGCGGUGAUGGUCAGAAACGCUCCAUCUUGGAUGGAAAUUUGGAAGAUCGUGCCAUGUUGGAAAUUGCUGGCAAAACGAUGCAUUCAGAUGGUCUACGUGAACCCGGCAUGGAUGAUUGAUAUUAUCUGAAUGUUAACCAAAUUCAAGCUUGGUUUUAUCAUGUUCAAGAAUUUAUGAGACCAUGCCCAUUUUGGGUGUGCAGUUAAAAUUUUUAAUUCAAUUUACUUUUAGCCUUAUCGAGAAUCCCCUAUCAGAAACAAAAACAAAAACAAACACACACACAAACACACACAAAAGAGUCCUGCGAACAAAAGAGUAUUUGUUCAAUCCAUUCCUAAAAGAACGUUUUGUUUAGCUAAUAAUGUUUAUAUACAAUAUAUAUAUACAAUGUAUAAUGGAUAUAGUUUAUGUAUGUAAUACUGAGAGUAUUGUUGUUGCGUUUUAGACCUUAAAAGUGAGAAUACGAAAUCAUUUACAGCAAAAACGAAAGAAACAAAAGAAACCAUAAGCAAUGUUAGUUUGUCGAAUUAUUCUUUUAUCCUGCGUCAAUAAAAUGCAAAUGUGUUUGCUGAAUUCAA